UUUAAAAACAAUAUCACCCAGUUUAAGGUCAAAGUGAAUCCGUGCUGGAUUAUCACAGUGGGUGAAACACAGUGUGGUCACAACAUGGGAAACACUCAAAGCUCCCAGUGAUUGUCUGUGCAUCGCUUCUGCUCCUUGUCCACAUCCUGACCCGCUUGUAGUCCUUCUGCAGGGUCAGAGAGGGCACCUCUGCAGCCAGCCGGCCCCUGACUGUCGCGGGGGGGAAGAGGUGGAGGCGAUGGAGGAAGGGGAUGUGAAGGGGGAUGGGCCCAUGGCGGUCAGAGAGGGGCCGGGCGACCGCGGCCACCCGCCGGACGCCAGCACCACGACCACCACCAACCUCCUGGCGUCUGUCAAAGAGCAGGAGCUGCAGUUUGAGCGGCUGACUCGGGAGCUGGAGGAGGAGCGGCAGAUCGUGGCCAGCCAGCUGGAGAGGUGCAUGCUGGGAGCUGAGUCGCCAGCGGGAGACAGCAGCAGCUCAUCGGAGAAGUCGUUUGCAUGGAGGUCUGCAGGUGGAGGGUCGUUGGGCGGAGCCAUGGAGGCGUCUGGACGCCACCUGGAGGCGGAGGAGGGACUCUAUCCGCCCGAGCAGGACCGCAACUCCCUGAAUGACAGUGAGGACUCGGGAGGCCACUCGGCCCAGAUGACCACGUACUCGGACAGCGGGUACCAGGACAGCAGCGUCAGCUACUACAGCAACCAGAACGUGGUGCGUUCGGAGCCCCGGGCCUCGAUAUCGAGGAGCCCGAGGGCGGAGGGCCAAGCCUCCGGGCAGGCAUCCAGCCGGGUGUUGCGGAGGAUGUCCUCCCUCCCCUCCAGGAGCCAGUCUCCUGGCGGUGGCACCGCCGGCACUGUGUCGCCCUCCCGCAUCUCCCUGCGCACAUCCCAAGGCAGCACCUACGACUCGCCCAUCCUCUCCGAGCCCAAACCUCUGGCUGCCGUGUUUGCCGGCACCGCGAUGCCGCCCUCCUGCCCGUCACCCACCUCACCGACCGGCGGCAUACAGGCCCUGGGUCUUGGGGGAAUAGGUGUCUUAGGAGGAGGAGGCAAUGGCGGGCGCCUGGGCUCCACCCUCUCCCUGGUGGAGGGGAGGGUUUUGACGGGGUCCCCGCUGCGCUCGGGGAUGAUGGCGGUGCCGCAGCACUACGGCUCCACACUGCCCAGACAGAGCCAGCCGCUGGCCUACGGAGCUGACCCGUACGGCCUGUACCAGAGGAGCGCACUGCCCCGCCCCGACAGCCUCAUAGGGCUCCACAGCUCGUACGCCGGCCACGUGGGGCAGAUCGAUCCAGAGCUGAGGGCGGUGUUGUCUCCAGACUGCCACAUGACGCCCGUCUUCGAUGAGCGAUCCUUCCACAGCCCUCUGUACCAUAGCCCCUCCAACGACCCCCAGGGCUCCCUCUACAGGACAGGCAUGGGGACACUCCCGCGGACCACAAGCCAUGGAAGCCACACGCUGCCAUACCAAAGAAGCAGCUACGGGCUGAGCACUGCAGCUCUGUACGUCGACUCCUACAGGGCGCCCGGCGAGCCCGGCUACUCGCACCGGCACUCGGGUCUGAUGGACCGGGCUGCUACACGCACCCCGUCCAUCGAGAGCAUACAUAAGGACCCUAGGGAGUUUGCCUGGCGUGACCCCGAGCUGCCAGAGGUCAUCCACAUGCUGCAGCAUCACUUCCCCUCCGUCCAGGCCAACGCCGCCGCCUACCUGCAGCAUCUGUGUUACGGGGACAACAGGAUCAAGGUGGAGGUGUCUCACCUGGGCGGCAUCCAGCACCUGGUGGACCUGCUCGACAACAAGGCGGCGGAAGUUCAGAAGAGCGCCUGCGGGGCCCUGAGGAACCUGGUGUACAGCAAGGCCACCGACAACAACAAGGUAGCGCUGCGGAACUGCGGCGGCGUGCCCGCGCUGCUGCGACUCCUCCGGAAAACCACCGACAACGAAGUGCGCGAGCUGGUUACUGGUGUCCUGUGGAACCUCUCCUCGUGCGACGCGGUGAAGAUGACCAUCAUCCGCGACGCCCUGAGCACGCUGACCAACACGGUGGUCAUCCCCCACUCGGGCUGGAGCAGCGUCUCGCACCGCGACGACCACAAGGUCAAGUUCCAGUCGUCCCUGCUGCUGCGAAACACCACCGGCUGCCUGAGGAACCUGAGCUCAGCAGGGGAGGAGGCGAGGAGUCAGCUGCGUUGCUGUGAAGGUCUGGUCGACUCCCUGCUCCACGUCCUCAAAGCCUGCGUCAACACCUCUGACUACGACAGCAAGAUUGUGGAGAACUGCAUCUGCACCCUGAGGAACCUCUCGUACCGGCUGGAGGUGGAGAUGCCCUCCUCACGUCUCCUCGGCAAUCAGGAGCUCGACACCCUCCUGGGCUUCUCCUUUCCGGGCAAGGAGCUGGACUACCUCUGCUGGGGCAAGAGGAGGCGCGGCAGGAAGCGUGGCGGCUGGCCCGACGACAAGUGGGACGACGGGGGGUCGAUACCUGGCUUCUCCCAGCCUCUGAGAGGAGCCGAGCUGCUGUGGCACCCGAUGGUGGUGAAGCCGUACCUCAACCUGCUAGCCGAGAGCUCCAACCCCGCCACGCUGGAGGGGGCCGCCGGGUCACUGCAGAACCUCUCCGCCGGAAACUGGAAGUUUUCGGCGUACAUCCGAGCGGCGGUGCGUAAGGAGAAAGGUCUGCCCAUCCUGGUGGAGCUGCUGAGGAUGGACAACGACCGGGUCGUCUGCUCCGUGGCCACGGCUCUCCGCAACAUGGCGCUGGACAGCCGCAACAAGGAGCUCAUAGGAAAGUACGCCAUGCGCGACCUGGUGAACCGGCUGCCCGGCAGCAGCCCGUCGGUGCUGUCGGACGACACGGUGGCCUCGGUGUGCUGCACGCUGCACGAGGUCACCAGCCGCAACAUGGAGAACGCCAAGGCUCUGGCGGACAGCGGCGGCAUCGAGAGGCUGGUGGACAUCAGCAAAGGGCGAGGGAAGGGGUACUCGAUGAAGGUUGUGAAGGCGGCGGCUCAGGUGCUGAACACACUGUGGCAGUACAGGGAGCUGCGGAACCUCUACAAACAGGACGGAUGGAACUACACCCACUUCGUCACACCCGUCUCCACCCUGGAGCGAGACCGCUACCGCUCCCAGCCGACCCUGCCCACCAGCCCUCUGCAAAUGUCUCCUGUUAUCCAAUCCGGUGGCAGUGCUACAUCUUCUCCAGCGAUGCUCGGGAUACGAGGACACAGUUCAAACUAUCAGAGGGCGCAGUCAUCUAUGCAACUCGACACUUAUUACGGAGACAACAGUUUACACAAGCAGCAGUACACAGGGUCUGAGAAGAAAACACCGUAUUUCAUCGGGACAUAUUCUUCCCAGUCAGGGGAGGAUCUGAGAAGAUCCCAGCACCCAGAGCCAUUCUACGACGAGCCCGACAGGAAGAACUACAACAGCUACAGAAUGUACCUGUCGUCCCCGCAAGGCUUCGGGGAGGAGCAGUACGAGGACGAGCCGGUCCACCUGACCCCGUCCUCCCCCGACGGCUACGCCAGCCAGUCCCUCCGGUUCAAAGCCAACACCAACUACGUGGACUUCUACUCCACCACGCGGAGGCCUUCGAACAAGGCCAACAAGUUCACGGGCUCCCCUGACUCCUGGGUGUAGAUACACGAGCGCGUACAUCCAGCUUUGUCGUCUGUUCUUGUGGGUGUUUGUGUGUGUGUGGAGGGGGGUGGGUGGGGGGGGGGUGCAGUGGUGCUGAAUGAAAGGUGGAGGAUGCAUGUGUGCAACUGUGUUGCAACUGUACUGACUGACCAGGGCGGUGUUUGCCAUGUGCAGCUUUUGAUUAAGUUGCAACAUGUGUGCAAUCAUGCAGAUAAAUUCAAACUGUCAAUUUAUUUUUGAUAGAUUAGAUGAUAAAACUUAACAAAUAUUUAAAGUUUAUUUAACCAAUCAGCCAUUUUUGACUAAAUUGAAGAUCAGAUUGUUGCCCAUGGUAGUGGUGUUGCAGAGCGCCUCCUGUUGAGUGCAGGUCGUUCAGAACUCCUCCCACGUCACUCUGACGCCUGUCACAUGACCACCAGGGGGGGGGGGGGACCCUCACUGACACUCAGCUGUGAACGAGCCCUCAGAGGUUUCCAACGUGGGAACACAUGAGUGAAUUUUUUCAAAAGAGAGGUGAGGAACUGAAGUAAGUGCAGUUGCCCUUUGAAUUAAAACUAAAUCUCCAAACAUAUUUUUGACAUUGGGUGGACAGGGUUUCAUAAAAUUAAACAUGUUGAGCUUUUAUCUGCAUCAUUGUGGAUUUUGCGACGCGGAGACGGACGUAGUCAAAAGAUGCUUUUGGAGAAAACCCGGCCCUGACCAUGUUGUUCACCAGAGUGUUUGUUACCGUCAACCGGUUUUGUUUUUCUCUGCAGUAAAAGUGUGCAGUGCGUUGGCUCUAUAACAUAAACAUCGUCCGCCAGCAUCACGUUGAAUGCAAGCGAAACAAGAAGUUAUCCCAGCUCCUCAGCUUGGACAACUUCUGUUAAAAAAAAUGUGACACCUGGGCCAAAUAAUAAUUACCAGUAAUUAAGAACACAGGAGGAAAUUCUUAACUCUACAAAUGACUUUUAAAUAUUAUUCGACCCGGGUUUGGAGAAGAGAAACUCGUUAAUGAUAAGUGUCCUCACUCUCGGGGAACCCUUCAAGACUCAGAGAACCGUGGUUAUGCCCUGUAACCCACCACUCUUCUGUAUUGUUGGCCAACAAGUGCAGUAUAUCAUAAAGUACGUGAACUAUGUGACAAGAACAUGUGAAAAUCAAUUUGUACAGAUACAAUGGUCUAACCGUCCUGUUACAUUGUUGUAUUGAAUAUGUAGAACUUUAUAUGUGAUAGUGUGGAGAAGAGUUUUUCUAUUAUUUAUCGAUUCUUUUUAUUAAUUUACUCGUGACCCGACCAAAAUACCCCACCUGUGUGUUCUGUCCAAAAACUGAAGAUGACGAUGAUGUGCAAUGUUACAGAGGGAGAUGUGUGUAUAGGGAUUAAAGAUUAUAUCAUGA
Platichthys flesus (European flounder) is the source of this 5026-nucleotide messenger RNA. RefSeq names its product plakophilin-4-like. The record is from RefSeq and is a predicted model, not a curated record. Gene Ontology annotation, molecular function: cadherin binding. NCBI's taxonomy places the organism in Eukaryota, Metazoa, Chordata, Actinopteri, Pleuronectiformes, Pleuronectidae. The coding region runs from base 239 to 3646 and encodes 1135 amino acids. Gene Ontology annotation, biological process: cell-cell adhesion; cell-cell junction assembly. The transcript has 21 exons. Gene Ontology annotation, cellular component: nucleus; adherens junction; plasma membrane.